GAGCCGACGUCAUUAUCUUACCCAAGCGUUGUCUCGUAAACAUCGCCCAUCAACCUCACAGCGGAACGCGCAUUCACGUUCAGCUGCACUCCAAAGACUUCCAUACUAUCAUAUUGGUUCUUAUCACAAAUAAUGUAAUGCAAUAACAAGUUCACCCAUCAAAAUGGACACUAUGAUUCGUAAGCCGAUUGCGAUCGCGACUUCGAAACCGGCGCGUAAAACAUACCUUAAUACUAUAUUAUUCCUUUCGACGUCGCUUGUGUUGUUUGGGUUUGCUGUGGUAGCUUAUGCGGGCUUUUAUUGGAGCUGGGUGCCAGCACUUGGGGUGGAAAGGAGGGUUUGGUUACAAUUUGCACCAGGCCAGCACCCGCAUGGCAUCGUACCCCUCGAUAAUUCCCUUGUAACACGUCAAGAAUACGAUGUUCAGUUGGAACUACACAUGCCACGUUCUCCUCUCAAUUUGAAAGCCGGAAACUUUAUGAUCCACGUUAAUUUCCUGGGAUCUAAUUACAAAACCCCUAGCUUGAUACCAGGCGUCGAACACCUACUACCUCUAUCAAGAAUCACUAAGAAUGAAGAUGUACUCUUCUCGUCUCGGCGACCUACGAUUCUGACAUACGAGAGUGAAUUGGUAUCUGGAUUGGGAAAGUUGGUAAAUGCACCACUGUAUGUGCUUGGGUGGAAAAGAGAAGACGAGAAAAUUACCGUAGAAAUGGCGGAAGGUGUUCGUUUUCCAAGGGGAAACAAGAACGUGCCAAGUGCAGUGGAAGUGGUCAUUGAGAAAGACUCGGGUGAAGUACAAAUAUAUGGAUGCAGAAUACUUAUGAGAGCGAAGUUAAGUGGACUGCGGUGGUGGAUGUGGAAUUGGAGAAUUAGCAGUGCGAUCGUCGGGGUGGGCGCAUUUUGGGGGGCGGAGAUGCUAGGGUGUAUUUUCGGGUGGGCAAUCUUGAAGUUAUGUUUUGGAGAGAGGGAGAAAGAGAGGGUUGGAAAGGGACAAGAGAUCGAAAAGAGUGAAGAUGCAAUCAAAGAAGAGGCAACAGAUGAUGAGCCAGAUCUUUCGGAUACCCCGAGAACAUUUCCGACGGUAAGGGGUCAAAUGCCAUUGAUAUAUCCACCAGUAGGCAUCAAGAAAGAAGAAGACGAGGAAGACAAGAUAUUGGAAGAAGCGGUAAUUCUGCCGCUCGGAGGCGAUGCAGACGAUGAAGAUGAUGACGGAGAAGGGAGUUGGCAAGCUGGUAGGAGAAGUGAUUCUGGCCUGGGCACCAGUUUUAGUGAAGGUGGUUCUAGAAGCACGGCCCGGAUCAGUCGAAGGAGAAGUAGAGGUGGCCCGGCGAAUGGAUUGUGAGAUUGGUCAUAGGGUCGGCGUAAUGGGCUGGAUAAAUGAAAUGGUGAUACCCUCAAUUGUACCAUUUUAUUGAUUGUUAGCCGGUAGGGAGAACUGGAGUUUUAGGCAGGUUCGAGAUUUUAAUUCACCUUUAACGUUAGUUUAUCUAAAUUUCUAAUGGGAAAUAUUGCAAAUGUUGGCGUUCACAACGUUACCACUUGAGCAAAUUAAGUCUCA
Molecule: messenger RNA, 1561 nt
Organism: Botrytis cinerea B05.10
Lineage: Eukaryota; Fungi; Ascomycota; Leotiomycetes; Helotiales; Sclerotiniaceae
Exons: 3
Coding region: 164-1345 (393 amino acids)
Biological process (GO): lipid droplet organization; lipid storage
Cellular component (GO): endoplasmic reticulum membrane
Source: RefSeq, a predicted model, not a curated record